Anopheles nili is the source of this 1413-nucleotide messenger RNA. Its product is annotated as synaptic vesicle glycoprotein 2B-like. Bases 13 to 1413 code for a protein of 466 amino acids. Gene Ontology annotation, molecular function: transmembrane transporter activity. Lineage: Eukaryota; Metazoa; Arthropoda; Insecta; Diptera; Culicidae. The transcript is spliced from 5 exons. Gene Ontology annotation, biological process: transmembrane transport. The record is from RefSeq and is a predicted model, not a curated record.
UCCGGGCUCGGUAUGAUGGCAUCUAUCAACGAGGCGAUGGGCAUGAGCAUAAUACUUCCAGCGUCACAGUGUGAUCUUGACCUGGACGCGGGCCAAAAAGGCAUCGUCGGUGGAGCCGUUUUUCUGGGUACGAUGUUCUCGUCCUACUUCUGGGGUUACCUGGCCGAUACCCGAGGGCGUCAGAUCAUCCUGAAGUGGGCACUGUUUGCGACCUCGUUCUUUGCCGCGAUUUCUUGUCUGGCGAGUGGCUUCACUUCACUGUUAGUACUUCGGUUUCUGACGGGUGUUUGUGUUGCUGCUCCUGCCUCGACGGUGUACGCUUAUCUGGGAGAGUUCACCACACCAAGCAGACGCAGCCAAAUGCUGUCGUUCGCGUCCGUUUGGGGAGGUGUUGGGAUCGUCUACGUAUCACUCGUCGGUUGGUGGAUAUUGUCAUAUGAUUGGGCGAUCGCGAUCACCGACUCGUUCGAGUUCAAACCAUGGCGGUUGCUGUUCAUCAUCAACACUCUACCAGCCUUCCUGAACGGAAUCGCAUUCUGCUUCUGUCCCGAGAGUCCAAAGUUCCUGGUGUCACAGGGACGUAAUGAGGAAGCUCUCGAAGUGCUCAAGAAGGUGUACCAGAUUAACAAAGGCGCGUCUAACGCGGAAGGCUACGAGGUCACAACUCUUCGGCUUGAUCCCGAAGAUGCACUUGCCCGUGAGCAGAACGGAGGAGAUCACUCUGUGGGACUGUUUAAAUCGAUGUUGCAACAAACGGCACCCAUCGUGAAGCUGCCGUAUCUAGUGUACUUCAUCAUCUGUUGUGUUCACAACAUUGGGGCGUUUGCGAUAUACGGUGGUCUGGGACUGUGGUUCCCCGACAUCAUGAACCAGGUGUUCUCGCAGGACUCCUCCGACGAAGGGCAGAAAGUGUGCGCGAUUCUGCAGCGCAACGAAACAGUUCCAAUAAUUGCGGAAGUCGAGCUGUGCGACGAUGAGGUCAAGUUCGAGACGUUCCUCUACACCAUGAUCCUGGGUAUUUUCGGGUGCGUUUACGCACUGAUCACGUCAGCCGUGCUCGGUAAAUUCAACCAGAAGGUCAUGAUGAUCUUCAACUGCACCGUGGCCGGGCUUUGCGGAAUCGCGCUCCAGUUCAUCGCUAAUUCGUACGCGGUCGCGCUACUCUUCUGCCUCGAGAUCGUGUUCGCCGGUUACUGCGUGCUGCUGGUAAACGCCAACGUUGUCGACAUAUUCCCCACGAACGUCAGAGCGAUGGCUGUAGCUCUCACCAACAUGAUCGGGCGGUUAAGCUGUUUCGUAGCGAGCGCCGUGAUAGGGCUGCUGAUGCUACAAAACUGUCCAGUCACGUUCUACAUGCUCUCCGGGUUGCUGUUUCUAUGCGUCGGGUUGACGUUUUUGCUGCCGAAAAAGUGA